Molecule: messenger RNA, 563 nt
Organism: Suillus subalutaceus
Lineage: Eukaryota; Fungi; Basidiomycota; Agaricomycetes; Boletales; Suillaceae
Exons: 3
Coding region: 111-425 (104 amino acids)
Source: RefSeq, a predicted model, not a curated record
GCUGUUCCGUGGCCUCUGAUGGGACCACCAAAUGCACAUAAUAGCUGUCUCCGUAGGUUAUACCCACUAUGGCGUGGUACGAUGGGUUCUGAGAUUGUACCGUAGUUGAUAUGGCCAGAUCGGGUAAACAACUUGUUGUCACAUUGUUUGGCGUCGUUCCUUGUAUUGCUUUGCAUCGUGCUUACACGACGGUGUUACAUGAUAUCAUCAUUGUAUCUGAGUUGUACGACUUACUAGUCACCUUCAUCUUAUCUUCUUGCUACUACAAUCAUGUAGGUAUAUGCGUUCGAAAAGCGCAUAUGGGCACCCGCCAGUUCCACGUGAGUCAUUGGAGGGUCUCUGGUGUCUUUCUUCGCCAAAGGCUGUUAGUGGGCAGGUAUAUGCGUUCGAAAAAUGCAAGACUGUGCGGCUGUGGCAUGCAGUGACUAGACAGCCAUUGGGUGAACCCUUGGAGGGGCACACUAGUGAUGUUUCCUCAGUCUCGUUCUCACCGGAUGGUACUCGCGUCGCAUCUGGUUCUUGGGAUAAGACUAUGCGGCUGUGGGAUGCGGCGACGGGACAGC